AUGGAUUCAAUUGAGCCACCAUCGUUUUCCCUAGGGUUUGAUCUCGAUGCUGCAUCGGAUCCCCCGCAAUCGGGUUCUUAUCAGAAGAACCCUAGCUCCUCCGGCUACGACGAGCAAGAGCCGGGAAUUACGGUCUCAGAUUCCGAUCGGGAGUUUGAACCAGGAUUUUCAAGCCCGCCGGUUCUCAAGCGGUUGCGCCGGGGAAUUAACACCGAGAAGUGUUCUGCGAAAGAUGAUAGAGGCGUGGGUGUGGCCAGUGCGGUGUUAGAUUGCAAGGAUGAUCGGGAUGAUGACAUCGAGGAGUUCUCUUCUCCAGAAGAUUUUCCCAAUGAUGCACCUGCCUCAACAAGAAGUCAUUUCUCUAGUUGCAGUUCAAGGGUACCACUUCAUGGUUCCGGGGUUUUCUCUAAUAAGCCUUCUACCUCUCAGGGGAAAAGAAAGAAGUUGGAUGUUCCAGCAUCUGCUGCCUCUGGGAUUAGUUCUGUUGCAUCAUUGUUUCAAAGUUUAACUCGUAGUCCUCUACGAAGGUUCCAGCUACUAGAUUCGGAUUCUGAAGAUGACCACCCAUCCACCGGUAGAGAUUUAAGCGGAGUAACUAAAACAAAUGAUUCAUGUAAUGCAAGUAAACCAAAGAGAAAGGAGUCUGGAUCUAUGCCAAGCAAUGGAGAUCUGUGGAAAGAUUUUUCCCCGGUAGUUUCCAAGAUUCAAACACCAGCUUUUGAUGAUCUUUGUCACGACUAUUUUAGCUCAAUCAAGACGAGUAGCACAGCCCAGAGACAGAACAGUGCUGUUGCAAGUAGUAGCAAUAGUGGAUUGGCUAGCUUUCAGCAAACUGGGGAAUUCUUGGAUCUUUCCCAACCUUCUCCUCCAUCUCAUCGUUUCUUCUUGCACAGUGAUCCAAGGAUACGGAAUUUAGCUCGACAGCGUUUACCAAACUUCUUGCCUCUGGGAAUUGUUAAUGAUAGAGAGAGACGAGGAGAGGCUUCCCUUGUUGAUUAUAUGAACCAAUUUGGCAGCAAAGCGAGUUCUAAAACUGGAGGCUCUAGCAGCAAAAGCUGCAGAAGAAGGCAAGCAAAAUCAAAGGUUCCAAAGGGCAAAGAGAACGCACACGCUUCUGAAGGCUGGUUAAAUCCUAAAGCGACAUCUGCAGCUCCAAAGGAUGCUGGGAAAAGGCGUGUAUCAGCUGCUGACAGUGCUUCUGCAGGUCACUGGUUCACAUCCUCAGAAGGGAGAAAGGAAACCGGAGGCGGGUUUAAGAAGUCUAAAAACAAACGACAACCAAAGAAGAAGGCGAAGAACUAA
Molecule: messenger RNA, 1302 nt
Organism: Arabis nemorensis
Lineage: Eukaryota; Viridiplantae; Streptophyta; Magnoliopsida; Brassicales; Brassicaceae
Source: the annotation of a GenBank genome assembly